AUGGAGAUCAUCACGAAGCGCACCGACAACAAGGAGAAGCAGCGCAAUGCCGGCAGCGAGAAGCUCCCGCAGCCGCAGCUCCUCGACUCGCCGCUGCCCACGCCGCGCCGCUCGUGCGCCUCCGCGGACGCGCCCAGCAGCCUGCUGCGGUGCCGCCCCGGCGCCGCCUCGCCGCUGCGGACGCAGGUGCCCUUCUCGUGGGAGAGCUCGCCCGGCGUGCCCAAGGGCGGCAGGGACGCGCGCACGGCGCGGGAGGAGAUGCCGCCACCGAAGCUGCCGCCCGGGCGCUGGCCUCCGCAGUGCCCGGCCGGUAGGACGAACUGGUGCUACACGAGCGAAGGGAGCAGCGACGACUGCGACGCGUCGUCCUUCUCCGACGCCAUUGACCGGGCGUCCUCCUCGCCCGAGCGGAUCGGCUCCUUCGACCGGGUCACGUCCAAGCGCUUCGAGGACAUCUUCCUCGGCCGCGCCGAGAGCUUCGCCGCCCCAGACCGCUCCUGCGGCCGCGCUCUCGCGGCCGCGGAUGGCGCCGACAUCGCGCGCUCGGGCAGACACUCGAUGCAUUGGAGGCGACGCGGCGGCAGUACCCGACACCGCCACGACGACAACGAUAUGGAGCGGCAGAAGAGCCGGCAAAGCAACGACCCCGUGCAGGUGCUGCCACGCGCCGACAUUAUUGCGGCGCGCGUCGAGCAGAUGACCCCCGGAGCCUGCGGGCUGAUGGUGUUCUUCCCCUGGAGCGCGAAGCCGGCGGUCAGCGGGUUCAGGAGCUCCUCGACGCGGCACGGAGCGCCUCGCUCGGGCGCCACUGAUCAUUCGAUCUCUCACAGCCGCCGGAACACUACUCUGCGUGAUGCCCUGCAGGUGGACAACAAGACCGACGACAUUGACGUCCAGGACUCGCCGCCACAGCCGCGCCGAGAGAAGAGGGGCCGCGAGGAACGGCAGGGCGCCCGCGCGUGGGGCGUCUCGUCGCUGCUUCACACGAGCAAGAGGUACUGCACGGAUGCACGGAAGGCUCUGAGCAAGCUAUCCAUCGGAAUGGGCGCGGACAGUGGCAGCAGCCUAAGACUUGGCAGGGACCGGAGCAGCGUCAAGCAGGAUGCCGUCAUGGCCGCCAAGUUGACGAAGCUCAAGAUUAACAGGAAUUAA
Messenger RNA from Lolium rigidum, 1152 nucleotides. RefSeq lists its product as uncharacterized. The record is from RefSeq and is a predicted model, not a curated record. The transcript has a single exon. Lineage: Eukaryota; Viridiplantae; Streptophyta; Magnoliopsida; Poales; Poaceae. The coding region runs from base 1 to 1152 and encodes 383 amino acids.